Pipistrellus kuhlii (Kuhl's pipistrelle) is the source of this 1908-nucleotide messenger RNA. RefSeq names its product ubiquitin domain containing 1 (gene UBTD1). The transcript has 3 exons. The record is from RefSeq and is a predicted model, not a curated record. Bases 538 to 1221 code for a protein of 227 amino acids. Gene Ontology annotation, molecular function: protein binding. Lineage: Eukaryota; Metazoa; Chordata; Mammalia; Chiroptera; Vespertilionidae.
CGAGGGGGCGGUACGCACCCUGGGGGAAACCAAUGAAAAAACCAGGCCCGGCCCGAGGGGGCGGUGCCGUCGGUCACGUGCGUACCUGCGGCCGGGGGGCCCAGCGCGCCCGCAAGGCCAGCCCGAGGCUGGGAGCGGACCGGGCGGGGGGCGGGGCUAGGCAGGUGAGUGACAGGCUCGGGGGCCGGCCCAGCCGGGAGUCCGGAGUGAGCCGGGUGUAGCUGCGGCGGUGCCCGCCCCCUCUCCGCCCCUCCAGCGGAGCUGCUCUCCGGCCGGGCACCGUCGCGGGCCCCCCUGGCCCGGCCACCUGGGACCGUGCUGGGGUGUCGGCCACCUCCCUCUCUUUCCCCUCAUCCGCAAAGUUUGUGGCGGAGCCGGCGCUGGGGCAGAGCGAACCCCAGGGGGGGAGGAUCGGGGAGCGCCCGAUGACGGGCGGCAGGAGCCGUUGACCCCGGGCGCCGCUGUCCGGGACGGGAGUGUGGAGCAGUUGACCAACCCGCCGCCUCCGGUGCAUGGGGCCCGGCUUGAGGAUCCAGCAUGGGCAACUGCGUGGGGAGACAGCGCGGAGAGAGGCCGGCCGCCCCGGGACACCCCCGCAAGCGAGCAGGACGCAAUGAGCCCCUGAAGAAGGAGCGGCUAAAGUGGAAGAGCGACUACCCCAUGACGGACGGGCAGCUGCGGAGCAAGCGGGAUGAGUUCUGGGACACAGCACCUGCCUUCGAGGGCCGCAAGGAGAUCUGGGACGCCCUCAAGGCUGCCGCCUAUGCGGCUGAGGCCAAUGACCACGAGCUGGCUCAGGCCAUCCUGGAUGGAGCCAGCAUCACCCUGCCGCAUGGCACUCUCUGUGAAUGCUACGAUGAGCUGGGCAAUCGCUACCAGCUGCCCAUCUACUGCCUGUCGCCACCCGUGAACCUGCUGCUGGAGCACACGGAGGAGGAGAGCGUGGAGCCACCGGAGCCCACGCCCAGCGUCCGCCGUGAGUUCCCGCUGAAGGUGCGCCUCUCCACGGGCAAGGACGUGAGGCUCAGCGCCAGCCUGCCCGACACAGUGGGGCAGCUCAAGAGGCAGCUGCACGCCCAGGAGGGCGUCGAGCCGUCCUGGCAGCGGUGGUUCUUCUCUGGGAAACUGCUCACAGACCGCACGCGGCUCCAGGAAACCAAGAUCCAGAAAGAUUUUGUCAUCCAGGUCAUCGUCAACCAGCCCCCACCACCCCAGGACUGAGGAGCCUGCGGAUCCCUGGGCAGCAAGGCCAGGGAGGGCCUCGGGGGGCUGAGCACCAGGCCCCUCCCUGCUGCUGCCUUGGAGUGCUGAUAUUUUCCUGAGGGGUGCCUCCCUGCUGUUUGGCUGCUGGGCGAGCCGUAAAAGGGACCUGCCUCCCAGAGCCACCGGGGGCCACCAGUGCCCAGCACCCAGGAAGCAGUGCUGCCACCAGGCCUUGCCAACCCUGUCAGAGAAAAGGAAAACUGGGGCCCUCCACCCUGCCCAUCUCCAACAGCAGGUUCGAGCCAUGAGGGCCAGCUGGAGGCCCCUGAAGCCCAGUUCAUCUGGUGCUUCCAGCUGUGCUCACUCGGUUUUCUGCUCAGGGUCUGAAGCAGCUGCUGUCUCCCUCCCCUGCCUCUGUCCCCUGGCUCUGCCUGGGCACAGUGCCAGUGCCCUGGAGGGGAGGGACUGCUCAUGAGCCCCAGGAGCUGGGAGCCUGAAGCCAGCCUUUGCCUCUCCUGCCCCCAGCACAAUUGGCAGAGAGGCGGCGGUUGGCUGGACAGCUGGGCUGCUGUGGCGGGGGUCUGCACUGGGCCAUCUCCUGGCUGUAACCCAAUCGAUGGGGUGCCUGCAGCCAGUCUUGGCCCCACAGCAGUCCCUGUGUACAGAUAUAUCUGCAUAUUUAUCAAUAAAGCCUUUUGCUCCUUC